This is a messenger RNA of Phragmites australis (common reed), 1033 nucleotides long. Its product is annotated as dirigent protein 10-like. The transcript has a single exon. Lineage: Eukaryota; Viridiplantae; Streptophyta; Magnoliopsida; Poales; Poaceae. The record is from RefSeq and is a predicted model, not a curated record. Bases 104 to 1033 code for a protein of 309 amino acids.
AGAAGUGAUGCACUGAGGGACAGCUGAUUGGCUACUCAACACAAUUCUUAUUGCUCUUGCACAGUCACAGUCAAGCCUGCUUUGCAAAACGGCCGGUCCCAUCAUGGCCAGGAACGCGGUGCAAACCAUGAGUGCAGCGCUCUACCUGUUGCUCGCGCUCGCCGUGCCAAACUGCGCCUUCGCCGGCCGUGUCCUCGGCGAGCAACCUGCGGCCGGCCUAGGCGCGGGCGCUGCGGGAGCAGCGAGUGCUGGUACCGCCGCGACGGGCAACGCAGGAGCUGCCGGUGCCGCAGCGGGGAACGUAGGAGCUGGCGCGGCAGGAACAGCCGGAGCCGCCGGCGCGGGCGAUCACCCGCUGACGUUCUUCAUGCACGACAUCCUCGGUGGCUCGCAGCCGUCCGGGCGCAUCGUGACCGGCGUGGUGGCUAGCACGGCGGCCAACGGGCAGCUCCCGUUCGCGCGCCCGAACACAAACAUCUUCCCGAUCCAGGGCGCGGUGCCGCUGCCGCAGGGCGCCACCAACCUCAUCAACAGCAACAACGUCCCCUACGUCGCCGGCCUCGGGGGCACCUCCAGCACCAUCGUGCAGAACAACGGCAACACCGUCAACGGCGGCAACAAGAACAUCCCCUUCGUCAACGCCGGGAACCUGCCGUCGGGUGUCACGCUCCAGAACCUCCUCUUCGGUACCACCACGGUCAUCGACGACGAGCUCACCGAGGGCCACGAGCUCGGCGCCGUGGUCAUUGGCAGGGCGCAGGGGUUCUACGUCGCCAGCUCGCAGGACGGCACCAGCAAGACGAUCGUGCUCACGGCCAUGUUCGAGGGUCCCGAGGCGCCACAUGGCGACACACUCAGCUUCUUCGGGGUCCACAGGAUGGCCGCGCAGGAGUCCCACAUCGCCAUCAUCGGAGGAACCGGCAAGUAUGAGAACGCCAAGGGCUUCGCCGCCAUCCAGACGCUGCACCUCGGCGACGAGCACACCACCGACGGCGUAGAGACUCUUCUCCAGUUCAGCAUUCACCUCAUUUGA